AUGGAAGGCCUAACAAUAAAGGAGAUAAGUGAUGAGAUGACUGAGUGUGCGAGAUACGGAGAGUUGGAUGAUUUGAAAUAUAUUCUAGAUAAUUACAAGAUUGAUGUAGAUUAUCAGGACGACAGUGGGAAUACUGCCUUGCAUAAAUCAAGUGCAAAUGGUCAUCUAGAUAUAGUAUGUGAGCUUUUAAGAAGAAAGGCAUCAAUAAAUAAACAAAACAAUAAUGGAAAUUCUCCAUUACACUGGGCUGUAACAAAUAAGAAAAAAGAAGUGGUAAUCAAGUUAUUGAGUGACAAGAGGAGUGUAGAAGAAGGAGGUGCAGAUGUUUUACUAAAAAAUUGUCUGAAUAAAAGUGUUCUUACUGAAGUAUUUAAUAUAAAUGAUGUUGAUAUUUUGAAAUUGGCCUUAGAGCAUCCUUCAGCUGAUAGGUUAGAACAGGAACAUUCAGAAUCUGUCAAAUUUGAUGAAGAUCACGAAGAAGCAAAUGGUGACUCCAAUGCAACAAUUUCUCAAGAAUUCAUUCACAACCUUACAUUUAUUGGAGGUAAUGCUGAGGAUCUCGAAGCAAAACCUUUAAUUAAAUGUAGAGAAAUAGCUUUAAUGGGAAUAAAAAAAGUAUUUGAUCAGGACCCUCAAAAUGAUACUACAGGAGCCCACUUGUGGUCUAGUUCAAUUGUGGCCUCUUAUUGGAUGGUUAAUUUGAUCAGAAAUGAGAACAUAUUUGCAGGGAAACGUGUCUUAGAAUUAGGAUGUGGGUGCGGUUUAAUGGGUUUGGUAGCUGCAAUCUACUCAAAAUACUUCUUUAAUAGCCAGCCAAAAAAACUUUUCCUGACAGAUGUUUCAAGGCUAUCACUGGAAAAUGCUGAUGUUAAUAUUAAGUUGAACUCUGCUCUUCUUGGUGAAGACCAUAAUUUUAUUCAAGCAAAGUACUUGAAUUGGUUUGAUCAUGAAAGCUUCAGAAACCUAGACUCUGAUAACCCAGAAAUUAGGGGCACCUUUGAUAUCAUUCUCGGAUCUGAUCUAGUAUACAAUUUUCAUAUGGAGAUUCAGCUAUCCCAGGUCAUAUCAGAGCUCCUAACACAUCAAGGAAUAUUUUAUUAUGUACAUAGGCAUGAUAGACUUUGCGCUUCAAAGUUCAAACAAUCUCUCGAAAAAACGGGAUUCAUUUGUCAAGAGAUUUCUUCUCCUGAGGAAUAUACUAGAAAUCCUUUAUAUGGUGAAAGCCAACAGGUUGCUGACUCUUUAUUUAACGAGCUUUCUUCUCACUCUGAGUUUUAUCUAUUAACUGCAAGAAGGCAAUAA
Molecule: messenger RNA, 1302 nt
Organism: Cryptosporidium ubiquitum
Lineage: Eukaryota; Apicomplexa; Conoidasida; Eucoccidiorida; Cryptosporidiidae
Product: methyltransfer with N-terminal ankyrin repeats
Exons: 1
Coding region: 1-1302 (433 amino acids)
Molecular function (GO): protein binding
Source: RefSeq, a predicted model, not a curated record